Calliphora vicina (urban bluebottle blowfly) is the source of this 2036-nucleotide messenger RNA. It is a transcript of the gene Est-Q, whose product is annotated as Esterase Q. Bases 111 to 1796 code for a protein of 561 amino acids. The record is from RefSeq and is a predicted model, not a curated record. The transcript has 7 exons. NCBI's taxonomy places the organism in Eukaryota, Metazoa, Arthropoda, Insecta, Diptera, Calliphoridae. Gene Ontology annotation, molecular function: serine hydrolase activity.
AUCGAGCACUACAUUAUCUCUGGCAAAUUAUUCGUAUUUAGGCACAUUUAUUUGUUUUAAUUUGAUUUCGACUUAUUUGCCGAUACCGUUGACCACGGACCUUUAGUGUAAUGCGAACGGUCAUCAUAUUCAUAAUGAAUUUUUUGCUCACGAGUGUAGUACUAGUUGUGGUGGUUCUGUGUUUCAGCAAAUCGAACAGCCAAUAUGUCGCGACAUCUACAGUAACACUAGACAUACCUAAUCAAGGCACAAUUCAGGGUGAUUACGAGACAACAUUAUGGUCUCAGCAGACAUUCAUGCGUUUUCGCGGCAUACCAUUUGCUGAGUCACCGCGUGGUCCAUUACGUUUUAAGGCCCCUAUUAAACGUCUGCCGUGGCGUCAUGUUUUCGAUGCCACAACAUAUGGACGCCGCUGUCCAGUUAUUACCACAGUCUCCCAACAUAGCGACACUGAACUAAAACAGGAUUUGGAAGAUUGUUUAAAUUUAUGUGUUUACACCAAAAAUCUGACAGCUGCUAUGCCAGUUAUGUUUUACAUUUAUGGUGGCGGUUUUUAUAAUGGUUCAAACAUCGAUCAUCCCCCACGACAUCUGUUGGAAAAAGAUGUAGUUUUAGUAGUGCCCAAUUAUCGUGUCGGAGCUUUAGGAUGGUUAUCUACUCUAAAUAAAGAUAUGCCAGGUAAUGCUCCAGUUGGUGAUUUACUUUUGGCUCUACAAUGGGUUCAAGAUUAUAUACACUUAUUUGGUGGUGAUCCAAAACAAGUGACUAUUUUUGGUCAAAGUGCUGGUGCAGCCAUGUCCGGUGCCUUGUUAUUAAGUCCUAAUACACCAAUGGAAUAUUUCCAGAGGUCAAUUGUACAAUCUGGUUCGAUAUUUGGUACAUGGGCUAUAAAUCGAGAACCAUUACAACAAGUACAACGCAUAUGCUCGGCUUUAGAGUGCGAUAAAUGUGAAAGUAAGGAAGAACUUUAUGAGUGCUUAAGUAAUGUUAAAGUUCCUAAGCUUUUGGAAGUCACCGAAUCGGAAUCAUUUUCACCUAUUAUGGGUGACUUUUAUGGAAUUUUACCACAUGAACCAGAGCGUUUGUUAAAAGAUUUUAAUAGAUCAAUACCUUUGAUGACGGGAUUUACUAAACACGAUGGUUCUUUUGUAUUGGCCUCUUAUUAUGAUAUAAUGAAAUCACAUACAGAAAAUCUCAAUACUAUUACUGUCAGAGACUUUGCUAAAGGAUUAAUAGAAAUGACAAAUGAUGGUUCUGGACUUUCAAAAAAUCUAUUAACAAAGCUUUUGUUUACAAAGAAUCUGCUAGAUAGCAAUGAUCACAAAAAUGCAACAGCAGCAUAUUUUGAUCUUACCAAUAUAGUAGCUAUGAAAUCCCCUGUCAUAACUUUGGCCAAGAAUAUGCUGUAUAAAAACUUAGCACCCGUUUAUUUAUAUAGUUUUGAUUAUGAAGGGUCUAAUACACGAUUUGGUUAUGAAUUUGGCAAUGCACAUUAUCCAUUUGAAGGUGGUGUUCACCAUUCAAAUGACAAUAUUUAUUUAUUUUCAACACACCACUUGAAUGCCGAAGAUACGAAAAUGGCUAUGAAAAUGGUAGAGAUAUGGACAUCAUUUGCCAUCGAGGGAAAGCCAAAAAUUCAAAGCGAUAUUGAAAUAUUGCCUAUGAAAACUGAUAGUGGGCCAUAUUUUCAUAUCAACUGUGAUAUUACCUUGGGCCAAGAUGUCUACGAUGAACUUACCAGUACCAUAGAUGAUCCAAAUAAUGAUAGAUUAAUAAGAAAAUAUGUAGAAUUUUAAAUUUUGUUUACUUGUUUUGUUUACAGUACUUGCUUAAAAUAAAAUAAAAUGUAAUUUAUGUUUUAUAUUUUAAGCUUAAUAAGCAUUUUAUUGGACUAAAUUUGUAUUUGAUUAUAAAAAAUAGUUUUUUUUGUUAUUUUGUAUUAAUAUAGUACAUUAUAUAAAAAUUAUUAUAUGUAUUCGUAUUAGUUAAUUAAAUUAAUUACACAUAAAGGAAAUGGAAAACAAUAAAACACACAA